This is a messenger RNA of Helobdella robusta, 1410 nucleotides long. RefSeq lists its product as hypothetical. Gene Ontology annotation, cellular component: plasma membrane. Gene Ontology annotation, biological process: synaptic signaling. Gene Ontology annotation, molecular function: zinc ion binding. Lineage: Eukaryota; Metazoa; Annelida; Clitellata; Rhynchobdellida; Glossiphoniidae. The annotation marks the transcript as partial. The transcript has 9 exons. The record is from RefSeq and is a predicted model, not a curated record.
CAUAUCACCAGCCAUAAAUCCGAAUCGACCCACUGGGACCACCCCGAAAUGACGAACCUCCUUCACGACCUCAGUACGUUGAAUGCCGUGAGAUUUUCAGCCUACAGGACGGCCAUGAAACUCAGGAUGCUCCAGUUCAGGCUCAAAUUAUCAUCAACCUCACUGAAAACGGUCCACGAAUACCUCAUAUCGUCGGCUCCACAGUCACGUGAUGCGACGGUUGGGGUCAGUGACGUGGUGACCUGGUUGUUAGACCUCUACCCUGCAGACGCACCCACCUUCGACCUCACCCUCAACUGGCUCUUCAACGUUUACGAUAUCCAUAGAACUGGUCAUUUCAAUUUGUUGUCCAUCAAGGUAGCCCUUAUGCUGUUAAGCAACGCAUCUCUUGAAGAGAAGUUCAAAAAACUGUUCGAGUUGGUGUGCGAUGAACGGGCGCUAAUGAGUUCGACCCAGCUGUCCAGUUUGCUGAUAGAAUUGAUGAAGGUCCCUCAGCAACUGGGAGAGGAUUAUUCGUUCGGAGGUCUCAACGUGCAGCCCAGUGUCAAGAGCUGCUUCGAAAGGGCAAUGUGUGACGACAUGAUAGAUUGUGACCAGUUCCUAGAGUGGACUCGCAUGGAGCCGCAGUCCAUCGUGUGGUUACAUGUCAUGCAUAGGCUGUGUGCCGCCGAAAGAUCCUUGCAUCAAGUCAGAUGUGUCAUUUGCAAAAUCAUGCCCAUCUCUGGAAUAAGAUACCGUUGUUUGAAAUGUUUCAACUUCGACAUGUGUCAGAACUGCUUCUUUGCGGGCAGUACCACAAAAAACCACAAACUGAAUCAUCCUAUGCAGGAGUACAGCAGCGAGGCGACAUCUGGAGACGAAAUGAGAGACUUGAAGGUUGUGCUGAAAAACAAGUUCCGAUCGAAGCAGUAUUUCAAGAAGCACCCGAGACUUGGCUACCUACCUGUGCAGCCAUCCUCAAGUGAAACAAACACCAUUGAUAGAAUUCUCCAAGAAGAGUACAACCAGUUGAAAUUGGUGCGCAGUGAGCCAAGUUUGUUCUGCAGAGAAUUGUCGGUGGACACUGGAAGUGAGGUUCUAAACAAGGAGGACUUCCUGAGACAGCACAAGAACAGAUUGGAGGCGAGGAUUCAAUAUCUGGAGGGACACAACAGACAGAUUGAAUCAACUCUUGAUCAACUGAAACAAAUACGUUUUGAGGUGAUUGCUAUUUGUUUAGAAAAACAUUUUCAUAUAACUUCAGUUAAAAUUACGAUACGUAUAAUUCAGCCAGAAAACAUGAGAAUCGUCACUUAUACAAAGACUCCACAGGUGGAGGCGUUUGUUUCAUCCUACCAGCAGAACGACCUCUACCACCCUCCCCCGCCCUUUAGGAACUCCCAAAAUCAAAUCAAUAAUUCUGCGUUUUGA